AUGUCUGCAUCUAGCGCGCCCAAGUCAUCGUUCGAAAUGGACGACGAUGUUCCUCCCCGCAUGGCAACCGACAAGAUAGAGCCGCCGGUCAAGAAAACGAUACACACUGCCAUGUACAUUUCAUUAUGGAUUUUUAUCUCGAAUCUGACCAUCUUGUUCAACAAGUGGUUGAUAGACACUCAAGGAUUUCACUUUCCAAUCCUUCUUACCUGUUGGCAUUUGGUUUUCGCUACGAUUGCUACGCAAAUUCUUGCUCGAACUACGACACUCCUCGAUUCCCGCAAAAAGCUACCCCUGACUCCUCGCCUCUAUGCUCGAACUAUCCUCCCCAUUGGCAUCUUUUAUUCGGGCUCGCUUGUCUGCUCAAACGUCGUUUACCUAUAUCUGUCCGUUCCCUUCAUCCAGAUGCUCAAGGCCGCCGCUCCUGUUGCAGUUCUCUUCACUUCUUGGGCAUGGCGCGUUGCCGAACCUAAUCUUGCAUCGUUCCUCAACGUCCUUUGGAUCGUUGCGGGCGUUGCUCUCGCCUCGGUUGGAGAAAUCCAUUUCUCCCUCGUGGGCUUCCUGUACCAAAUGGGCGGCAUUGUCUUCGAGGCUAUUCGUAUUAUUAUGAUCCAAGUGUUGCUUAGUGGCGACGGCAUGAAGAUGGACCCUCUGGUGGGACUUUAUUACUUUGCUCCCGUCUGUGCUGCCAUGAACUUUCUCGUGGCUCUGCCCAGUGAGAUACCCAACUUUACUUGGGCUGCUGUCUCCAAGAUUGGUGUGGGCAUGCUGUUUCUCAACGCUUCAAUUGCCUUUAUGUUGAACGUUACGAGUGUCUUCCUGAUUGGGCGUACCUCUGGUCUGGUCAUGACUCUCACGGGUAUCUUUAAGAACAUCCUCCUUAUCCUGGUAUCUAUUAUUAUCUGGAACACCAAAAUCAGCUUCAUGCAAACCAUUGGCUACGCCGUUGCCCUCGCUGGCCUCACAUACUACUCCCUCGGAUACGAACAACUCUCGAAGCUGUUUCAAUCAUCCGCAGCUUGGGCGUCCACCAUGUGGAGCUCGACAUCAGCACGCGGCCACAAUGCCGGGUCCUUGGCUACGAGGAGAUGCAUCCUCGUUUCCGCUCUUAUCUUUGGGGGACUCUUCAUAUUUGUUGCGGCACUACAACAUUACGACCCGGCGACCAAGUCUCUCAAGCUGCCCUCGUGGUUUGGGACGGAAUAG
This is a messenger RNA of Pochonia chlamydosporia 170, 1206 nucleotides long. RefSeq lists its product as hypothetical. The transcript is spliced from 5 exons. Gene Ontology annotation, molecular function: antiporter activity. The record is from RefSeq and is a predicted model, not a curated record. Gene Ontology annotation, cellular component: endosome; trans-Golgi network; Golgi apparatus. NCBI's taxonomy places the organism in Eukaryota, Fungi, Ascomycota, Sordariomycetes, Hypocreales, Clavicipitaceae. The coding region runs from base 1 to 1206 and encodes 401 amino acids.